UGACACGUCAAAAUUGCGGCAAGUGUUCUGAAAAUCGCAAAAGCCCAUUCCUAACAAUCCUCCGGUAGUCGCCAGUGGAAGAGUUCAGGGGACGAUGUGGUCUUCCCCGAAGGCAAUGACCGCCAAAAUUUCCGAAAUUAUCUCUCAACGAUAGCCCCUUAACCUCACCCCAAGAGGUUAGAGCGUAAAAGUUCUUCCAGUCAUUGAGUAACUCCACAAUGUGUUACCAAAAAACUGAUUAAAGUGUAUUUGAGAGAUAGCGAAUCAUCAGAAUCAUCAACAAUGCCAAGACUUUCGAUGCUUCCACGCACCUCGAGGAUCGUGGCACUUUGUUCGGCUGCUAAUUUCAUAAAUGCAGCCGACAGAGUCAUCAUGCCUAUUGCUAUUGUUCCUAUGACUGAUGAAUUCAAAUGGAAUCUCCAUUGGCAGGGCUGGAUACUCUCUGCUUUUGCUUUUGGUUAUUUUACGAGUCAGAUUGUUGGAGCAUGCACAGUAAAUAAAUUUGGUUGUAAAACAGUACUGAUGUCAGCUGUCCUGCUCUGGUCAGUCAGUACAGUUGUAACUCCACUCCUAGCCCACUCUGUACCUCUGCUGGUCACGUGUAGAGUCAUCCUGGGGCUUGGGGAGGGAAUAGGUUUACCUGUUAUAUUUCACUUAUUUGCGCACAGUGUGCCUGUUGAGGAGAGAUCAAGAGCGUUUGGGUACCUCGUAGCAGCUGGAUCUGUUGGACAAGUUGUUGCCUCUAUAUUAUGUCCUAGGGUGCAUUGGCAGACUGGUUUUUAUUUAUUCGGUACAAUAGGAAUAUUUUGGACGUUAUUGUGGAUGAUUUUGUAUCAAGAGUCUAAUACACAAGAUGAAAUACCUCUGUUUGUCCCAAAGGUAACUCAGAAUAGAGUAGUCAGAUGGACGGAACUGAUUGCCCACUGGCCCCUGUGGUCCCUGUACAUAGCCCAUUUCGCCAUGAACUGGAGUAAUUACAUUAUAAUGCAGUGGUUGCCGACGUAUUUAUCCAGAAAUCUCUCGGCUAAUAAAGAGAGCAUCAGUCUCACAGCUCUUCCAUACGUAGUUAAUUCUCUCGUGGGCAUAGUUGCUGGACACAGUGCUGACAAUUUAAUCCAAAAAAGAUGGCCAAUCCUGUUUGUUCGCAGAUUAAUGACGAAUAUCGGUCUAAUCGGGCCGGGUGCUUUUUUAUUAGCAUUCUACGCUGUUGAUAAUUUAUUAGCAGCUGUUAUUUUUGUAUCGAUAUCCAUGGGCCUGUGUGCCUGUAACUCAGCUGGACACCUGAGUAAUCACGCCGAUGUGGCUCCAAAUCACGCUGGCAUAACAUUCGCAAUAUCUAAUACAAUAGCAACAAUACCAGGUAUUUUAUGUGGACCACUGACUGCUGAAUUAGUAACUGCCUCGAGUGGAAGAUGGAUGCCAGUGUUUGUUCUCGCUGCUGCUAUAAAUUUCACUGGAGCUAUUAUUUACCAGAGCCACAGUGCAGCCCUCCCAGUUGUGUGAGUGUCGUCGAAAGAACUUGUUAUCUUUCAAUCGAAUUGAAAUUCUCCCAGAGUGAGAACUACCUUCACCUGAGAAUUUCCCCAAAAGAUUGAUUAAUUCAUUAAUUAAUUAAUUGGUUGUAAUUUAGGAUUCAAUUUUUCUAUGGGUCAUGCGUGGCCUCUAUGACAUAUCACGUUACAACGAAACGUAAUAUUCCAAUUUUUCAAUCCGAUAUAUUUUUCUAAAGAACAAUAACGAAUUAAUUUUUUUGAAUUGUCGAUUUAUUUACACGAUCUAAUGACAGUUAGUCGUUUGAUUAUUGUAUUUUAAUGACACUUGUAAAUGAUGUAUAAACCUUGAAUAAUGUACAUAUGAGAGAGUUAUUUUUAGGAAUAAAAGAACGUGCGUUGUGAGUAAAAUCGA
This is a messenger RNA of Diachasma alloeum, 1905 nucleotides long. RefSeq names its product sialin. The transcript is spliced from 7 exons. The record is from RefSeq and is a predicted model, not a curated record. Gene Ontology annotation, biological process: monoatomic anion transport; transmembrane transport. Bases 283 to 1503 code for a protein of 406 amino acids. Lineage: Eukaryota; Metazoa; Arthropoda; Insecta; Hymenoptera; Braconidae. Gene Ontology annotation, molecular function: transmembrane transporter activity.